This is a messenger RNA of Archocentrus centrarchus (flier cichlid), 4277 nucleotides long. It is a transcript of the gene srp68, whose product is annotated as signal recognition particle 68. The record is from RefSeq and is a predicted model, not a curated record. The transcript is spliced from 16 exons. NCBI's taxonomy places the organism in Eukaryota, Metazoa, Chordata, Actinopteri, Cichliformes, Cichlidae. Gene Ontology annotation, biological process: SRP-dependent cotranslational protein targeting to membrane. Gene Ontology annotation, molecular function: protein binding; signal recognition particle binding; 7S RNA binding. Gene Ontology annotation, cellular component: signal recognition particle, endoplasmic reticulum targeting. Bases 101 to 1876 code for a protein of 591 amino acids.
GAGGUUUGUCCAUCUGCCCCUCCCGGUGCAGUCAUUGGUCCCCGGCUGCACUCCUGACUGAGCAUGUGUGUGUGUGCUGCUUAGCUGUUAGCAUUUGGAGAUGGCCGCAGACAAGCAAAACGAAGCUAAAGUUUCCCCAGCGGACGAAAAUAAAGGAAACUUACCAGAUGGAGGACUCGGACUGGAAAUCUUGCAAAUCAUCAAGGAGUCCCAGCAGCAGCACGGCCUCAGGCACGGAGACUACCAGAGAUACAGGGGCUACUGUUCCCGUAGGCUGCGCCGCCUACGAAAGACUCUUGGGUUCAAGAUGGGCAACCGACAUAAGUUUGUUGGGAAGAAAAUCACUGUGGAAAUGCUUUCUGACAACAGGUAUCUGUUGCUUGUUUUGAUGGAGGCGGAGCGUGCUUGGAGUUACGCCAUGCAGCUGAAGCAGGAGGCUAACACAGAGCCACGUAAGCGCUUCCACCUGCUGGCACGGUUACGCAAGGCUGCUAAGCACAGUGAGAAACUGGAGAAGCUCUGUGAAAGCCCCCGUGUCGAUGCUAAGACCAAACUGGAGGCACAGGCCUACACUGCAUACCUGACUGGAAUGGUGGAGUUUGAGCUGCAGGAGUGGAAACAAGCCAUGGAGGCCUUCAACAAGUGCAAGACGAUCUAUGAGAAGCUGGCCAGUGCAUUCACUGAGGACCUGGCAGUUCUGUAUCGCCAGCGUGUGGACGAGAUAUCACCCAACAUCCGCUACUGUGCUUAUAAUAUUGGUGAUCAGAAUGCUAUCAAUGACCUGAUGCAGAUGAGGCUGACUGGUGGAGGUGGAGGCAUGAUGGCUGAGAAACUGGAGGCCCUGAUUACUCAGGCACGAACCAAACAGGCAGCCACCAUGAGUGAGGUGGAGUGGCGAGGACGUACGGUGCCUGUGAAGAUAGACAAGGCUCGCGUCUUCCUGUUGGGUCUGGCAGACAACGAGGCCGCCAUCGCCCAGGCAGCUAAUGAGGAGACCAAAGAACAUCUCUAUGAGACCCUGCUGGCUGAGUGCAGAGACACAAUCCAAGCAGUAAAAGAAGAGCUCAAGACUGAGGCGAAACAGCGAGAGAGAAGCUCUGAUGCUGACAGUGGGAAGGUGUCCAACCUGCAGUACCUGCACAGUUACCUGACCUACAUUAAGCUGUGUACACUGGUGAAGAGAAAUGAGAGCAUGGCUCACACUCUGCAGGCCAAACUGAAGGAGCCUGAGGUCGAUGAGAACAAGAGGGGGCCCCGUCCACAGGAUCUCAUCCGCCUCUAUGACAUCAUCCUGCAGAGUCUAGCAGAGCUCUCCACCCUGCAGGGUCUGGAGGAUGACCACACCUUCCAAAAGGAGGUGUCCCUGAAGACGCUGGUGUACAAGGCCUACAGGUGUUUCUUUAUAGCUCAGUCUUAUGUGCUGGUGAAGAAGUGGAGUGAGGCACUGGUGCUUUAUGAAAGGGUGCUGAAAUAUGCCAAGGAAGUCCAAUCUAAGGCCAAGAGCUUCAACAACAGCCUCAAGGAUCUCCCUGAUGUUCAGGAGCUCAUUGCUGAGGUCAGCGCUGAAAAAUACUCACUUCAAGCUGCUGCCAUUUUAGACACUGAUGAGAUUGUUGAAGUUCCUCAGCAGCAGGUGAAGGACAACACGCCCCUCUGUGACCACCUGGAGAACUUCCGCCUUGACCCCACUCUCGUCGGAAAGCAGCCCAAUCUGGUCCAGUUUCCCCCCGACUUUCAGCCGAUCCCCUGCAAGCCUCUGUUCUUUGACCUUGCUCUUAACCAUGUGGCCUUCCCACCACUGGAUGACAAAGUGGAGCAGAAGGGCAAGGGCGGUCUGACUGGCUACAUCAAGGGCAUCUUUGGCUUUGGCAGCUAAACCCUAAACCCAGGCUUUCACCUCCAUUUAAGAGCCACAGGACCCAGAAUUUACUGCAACCAGGCAGACUUGGGUCCGCUGUUAAUUAGCGUAAUUUCAGUUCUGUUUUGUUUGAUUUUUAGCACCUCUGUGCAAAGCGGUUGGAGUUUGCAGUCUUGAGAAAGGCAGAAUGAAUCUAGUCUUCAUGGAAAAUUAAUAAAGUAAUUGAAUCAAGUUCAAGUAGCAAUAUGAUCCAAGUCCACAUCCACCUUUAAUAACGCUACCAGGCUACAUGGCUUCCCAGCAUACAGGCUCCCUCCUUAAAUUGAGCAAUGGAAGUGUCUGCAGCUUUUCAAGUUCAAUAAAUUAAUAUGCUGUGAAACUGACAGUUGCAGCCCAGUUGUCAAAUCAAGCCAUUUUGUCAUUUUGUUUUUCCCCCUUAUGUGUUUUAUGAGCGCCUUUUAUAGUGUUUUUGUUUUUUGUAAAAAGUGUUCAGCAUAUUUUUUUCUUAGCCCAUAAAAAAAAAUUGCAGUUUCUCCUCUUCAGCUUUGCCCUUGUCCUUUCACAGCAUAAAAACUUAAACACUGUACAUCCAUAUGACCUUGUUUUGGAACAAGAAAUAGCAGAUGGAUUACAAAUUAAUGGGAAGUAACCAUAGGUGUCUAAAAGUGUAGUCUUUAGCAAAGUGAACCACUUGUGUCUGAGAAAGUAGAGAGUUUAGUUCAGUUUGGGUUUAAGGAGAAACGGGAAGAAGAGCAGCGCACAAAAAUCUGAGGAGCACAAAAACUGAAACAUACUCGGGCCUGAAAGUCCAGUUUGUGGAGGCCAGUAGGGGGGGGGGCAAGGGGGUACGAGUCUGAGUACAACCUUAGUCCCUUAGCAGUUCCACUUGGUUGCGAUCUGGUGACUAGAAGGCCCAGAGCAUGGGAUUUAUAUCAUUUUUAUACUCUUAAAGGCAUCCAGUUCCUCCUCAGUACCCUAUGGCUGGGGGACAUCCUGUCAUCCUGGAAAAGAACACUUCCACCAGGACAAAGGUAAUCACUCAGUACAGCUUCUUCCUUGAAUGGAACAAAUAGACACAAACCACACCAUCAAACCCCCCCCAGCAUAACAAACCAAGCUCUCACUGUCAGGAUUGGCCUUUAAGCUGUCACCCAUCUGCAGAUAUGAUAUACUGAUAAAAGGCACACGAAAAGAUAUUUGUUCCCCGUCUCAGAAGUGUUUUUUUUUUUUUUUUUUUUUUCUGUUUUCUGUUGUCACACGUCAUUGAAUAAAGCCUUUUGAAACUCAGCCUCUGAAUUAAGGAAACUGGGACACCAUUAGCAUGUCUAAUGACAAAGCUGUGAGUCAGUUUGAAAUGGGCCUUUCUGAAAAAAAGAGAAGCUAUUUUUUGUCUCUGUUUUUUGUUUGUUUUUUUGUCAGUUACAACCUAAACUCUCCUGGCAGUUAGAUACAGUACCAGCUAAAGCAUUUAAAUACAACAUGCACUGCAGUAAAUAAUCAGUUUUUGUGUAGAAAGCUGCUGAUUAGCUGCGUGGCCAUGGAAAAGGAUGCAGUUUUCUGCUGCUGUUGGAAAUUGUUUUUAUUAAACCUGCAUUGCAGAUUUACGUGACGGUAGAAAUGCGCAUCAGCACAAUUUUAAAAAACAGAUUUAUAGUUGUAAUGAGGGUGGGAUUCACUGUAUGCCAGUUGUAUUAUACCACAUUAGUUUAAGCUGCCAAUAUGUUUGUAGUACUUUGUUAAAUUUUUGUUGCUGUCAAACUUUGUCAUGUCGAGGGUCCAACUGCUUCAACAGCUUCAUCUCAAUGAAAGUAUAAGGCUUGUUAAACAAAACGUACCUGCUGGGAGACAGCAGGUGCGCACUUCAUCAGACUAAUCAGUUCCUGUAACGUUUUUAAUGAUCUGUAUUUUUUUUUUAUUAAAGUACAGUAGACACUGAAGGAGUUUUUAGCAGCCUUUCAUUCAUCAGAUUGCCACCAUUACGCCUCGUUCUGUCAUGGGAAGGACUAAAUGUUUUCACCACCUUUGACAUGUCUGUGGAUGUUCUGUUAUGCUAGAAAAAAAUUUUUUAGAUGUUUGUCAGGAUGUAUUGCAGCCUCUGAUCCUUUCAAGGGACCUGUUUGCCUGUGAGACACUAGCGAGAAGGCAGUUUGAGUCUCAUGCGCACAUUUAAUUUCUUUUGCUUAAUAAUUUUCCUUGUCUUCAAUUUUUUUUUUUUUUUUUUUCCUUCUCCUACUCAAGUGUUUCAAAUAAGAGGGAUGAGCUGGAACAUUUCCAGCACUUUACCUCAUUUAGCCUGGAAAACAAAUGGUCACGAUCUGUGGAUGCUGGAAACUCGUGUGACUAGAGAAAUCAAAUGAGGGGAAUGUAUGAUGAUUUCAUGUAGUUUCCAGGCUGGUAAUUAAAAUAUAUUUGCACCAAA